Molecule: messenger RNA, 1447 nt
Organism: Hydra vulgaris (swiftwater hydra)
Lineage: Eukaryota; Metazoa; Cnidaria; Hydrozoa; Anthoathecata; Hydridae
Source: RefSeq, a predicted model, not a curated record
UUAAAUAUCUUCUGGAAAAUAUUUAUUAUAACUUUUUAAUAAAAGAUUGUCGUUUCAUAAAUUACUUAGUAAGUUUAGAUUUUUGUAAAAAAUCAAAAUUAUUUGUUAAUGCAGCAGCCUGCAGCAGCAAAACACCUGGGUAUAAACCUAUAUCAGCAGAAGCAACUGUUCCAAAUUCAGCAUUAAAAUUAGUUUUGGAUAAACUUGCAACAAUGCAGCAAGAAAUUUUGCAUAUUUCGCAAGUGCAGCAAAAUAUGUUUAAUGCUAUUCAAAAAAUGGUUGCUGUAAAGAAGCGUGAACUUCCAGAGUGCGUAGAGUUACCAGUUAAAACUUUACUAGAGCUCAAAAGUUUAGAAAAAAAUCUAGAUAACAAGGAUUCAGCUCAAGCUGUUAGUAAUCACUUGGGAAUGAGAGGAGGGAAAGAUGUCAGUGACACCACAAGACGCAUUUUAGAAAAAGUUUUUAGUAAUGAUCUGGCUAAGAAACUUAAUUGGGCAGGGCGAUGUAAUAAAACUGGAGUGAAAGAUUUAAAAAUCGUAUCUUGUAUAAAAGCUGCUGUGCAAAUUAAUAAGUCUUUUGACGCAAAUGAAGUCAGUAUUGAAAAUGUUGUUAAAUCAUGGUUAAAGUAUGCCGGGGAUCGUGAAGGUGGAAGGGAUGCUCCUGAUAGAGUUAAAAGGAAGGAAUUGUCUAUUUAUCAAGAUAAUGUCAUGGAUAAUGAUGAUGAAGUUGUGUCUAGUGAAGCAUUUGUUAUGUAAUUCAUUUGACAGCUGUUAAAGAGGGAGUAGGUAACAAUUAAUUGGGAGUGUAUUCAUUAUAUGCAUUUGCUGCAUUUUAGCGGUAUGGAAUUCUUAUAAUAUUUGUAUAGGGUAAUUUUGAAGCUGGUUGUCUCAAAAUUUUGCAGUGGAAUACUGACACUAUUAUUCAUUAAUUUUCUGUUAUAUACAUAAGUUUUCAGUUUCGUUCAUUUUCUGUUUGGAUGUGAGCCAAAAAUGCAAUAUCAAGAAAUGCACCUAUUAUUAUACUUUAAAAAACAUUUUGUUGCUUUAUUUUGUUGUUUAGGGGCUGCCCAUAAACAACGUCACGCAUCUAGGGGAGGGAGGGGGUCCAGUAUUUUGUGACGAUAUGUGACGAGGGGGGAAGGGGAGGUUGGAGUGACGUGUGAUACACAAUUGUAUAUAUAUUAACAAUUUUAUAUAAGUUUAGAAUUUGGAGGGCAUUUUUCUAUUUUUUGUUAAAAAAGAGAGGGGGGGAGAGGUCAGCACCUUGUGACGUAAUUUCUAUGGGGGGUCUAAAUUUGUGUGACAUGUUGUGACGAGGGGGAGGUAGGGGGUCGAAAAAUUCAAAAAAUUGCGUGACGUCAUUUAUGGACGGCCCCUUAUGCAGGUAAUAAAUUAAAAAAUUAUUGUUUUUAUUCAUGUGCAUUUUAUUUGUAUAUUGUGCAUAUAUU